Messenger RNA from Podarcis muralis (Common wall lizard), 2220 nucleotides. RefSeq names its product urokinase plasminogen activator surface receptor-like. The record is from RefSeq and is a predicted model, not a curated record. Lineage: Eukaryota; Metazoa; Chordata; Lepidosauria; Squamata; Lacertidae. Gene Ontology annotation, cellular component: plasma membrane.
UCAUCGACUGCGUCACCCUCUGAAGUUCUGCAUAGCAGAAAUGAUAAAAGUUCCUUUCCAAUUGAUUUCAGGGGUGGGGCCAGAGGGGAAAAAGAGUUUUCUUUUUCUUUUUUUGAAGGAAUAAGCAGAGAGAGAGAGAGAAAGAGGGAGAGAGGUUGGCAGAACAUUCUUUCUGCACAGAACAGAGGAACCAGCCAGGGACAGCAAGCUAGAUCUGUGAAUUAGAAAGAAAUAAUAACUUCUCUUCCAAACCACAUCCAUGGAAUUAUUUUGGUUCAGCUUCUCCUUGUCUUUGAUGGUAGCUCACGUCGCCGGCCUUGAAUGCUACGCUUGUGAUGGCGACAGCGACUGCCAGGAAACGGAGAUCUGCGAAGAUUACCAAGAGCAAUGCAGCACCACCAUAAUGACUAUACUGGCCCGAUCUAAGAUCUCCAGUUACAUCCUGAAGGGCUGUGACGUGGGUGGGAAGCCAAACAGCUCCAUCUCCCACCUCUCUGGCAACCAGGUCGUGUUCUUGGCAGAGGAGCACUGCGGGACUGACCUCUGCAACCAGGGGGUGCUAAACGUCGUGGAUAUGCUCACUGCUCGGGGUCGCCCACGAAAUCCCUUGCAUUGCUAUUCCUGCAGCUCAGCCGACCAGACCUGCUACAACUCCAGCCAUAUGCAGAUGCGCUGUGCGCGGCCAGAGGAGAAGUGCAUAGACAUCACGUCCUUAACUGUGACAGAAGAGUUUCCACGGGAUGAACAGCGCAUCAAGGGCUGUGGCUCGCUUACCCACUGCCAGGAGCCUCUGGGCUUCCACAACCAUAACAGUUUCCAUCUGAUCAAAUGCUGCGAUUCCAGCCAGUGCAAUGAUGACACGCAAGACUACAAGGAUACCCCACCCCAACCAAAUGGGGUCACGUGUUUCAGUUGUGAGGGGAAUUCCACCCACGGUUGUUCCCCAGAUGACAUCACUAAGGUGCAGUGCCGGGGUGUGAUGACCCAAUGCCUAGAGGCCUCAGGGAUACAUGGCUCUACUGGGCAAAUCUCUGCCGUCAAGGGUUGUGCUUCGCCAUCCUGGUGUGACAGUCAUUACACUUCCGUCUACAAGAACCUGGGUGCUAUUUACAGCCGUUGCUGCACUGGUGACCUCUGCAACAACUGGAUUGUCGACGGGACGCUGAAACCAUCCCCUAGGAGCCAAGCCAGCCGCCGAGUCUCAGCCCAACACACUUUGCUUUCAAUGGGUCUUUUGAUCCUUCUGACCUUUCUCCUCUCUUCAGAGAGCUCCUGAUCUCCACGGCUAAGAUCAGGGCAUAUUCCAGGCCAGGAUGUUCCAGGGUUUUCUCCCCAUUAGAAUGCAGCUGUGAAGAAAACAUGUGACAUAAGAAUGAACCACCUCUGAGCAUACACAGAGUGCCUUUCCCCACACCACUGAGGAACUACAGCCCACUUCUAUAACACAUUGGGGAUUAAGAGGCAGACUUUUCAGGUUCUAAGCAAGCACAAGCUCCAUGACCUUCUGCUGCAAACGCGAGAAAGGGAGAGUCGUCUUUUGUUUGGCUGCUGCUUGAGGGUUUCCCACAGGCCUCUGGUUGGCCACUGUGAGAACAGGAUGCUGGCCUCAAUGGGGCCAUCUUCUUACAUUCUGAUGUCUGGGUAAUAAGUCCCACUGAACAAAGCAAGACUUGCUUCUGAGUACUGGAUCAGGCAGUAAGUUAUUUGUUGAGAAAGGAGUGGAGUGGAGACUAGCGGCUGGGGAAGAGCGAGACUCAGGACUCCUGGGUUCUCUUCUCUGCUCUCUGUGUUGCAAAUUAAGGCAGAGGAGCCAGACACCUCUCCUGACUGGAGAAAUCCUGGUGGCCAUUACUUUUUUUCAUUUAUGAAAACAGAUAUAUGCAAAACAGAAACGUCCCACCUUAUUAUUUAUUCUUUUUGCACUGCUGUGGAGGACUGUUGGACUCUUUCAAGAAACAAGGAUUUGUCCCAUUGGCUAUUUAAGAUCUGGAAGGCGCUUUUGGGAAUCGCUCCUCCAACAUAAGACUGUUCAGAAAACCAGAAGUUCCAUCAGACAUGGUAAAUUGUGCAAGGCACCAUCUAGACGCAACUCCGGUUUGGACUUCCUGAAGUUUGUUAACCACAGGAUGUGGUCACUGCCCUUUAUUUUAUUAUCCUUAUAUAUGUGUGUGUUUGAACAUUAUUUAUCUUAAUAAACUAUUUUUUUAUUAUUUAAAGUAA